Monopterus albus (swamp eel) is the source of this 1871-nucleotide messenger RNA. RefSeq names its product phosphatidylinositol 5-phosphate 4-kinase type-2 beta. The transcript is spliced from 10 exons. Bases 508 to 1752 code for a protein of 414 amino acids. The record is from RefSeq and is a predicted model, not a curated record. Gene Ontology annotation, biological process: phosphatidylinositol phosphate biosynthetic process. Gene Ontology annotation, cellular component: plasma membrane. Gene Ontology annotation, molecular function: 1-phosphatidylinositol-4-phosphate 5-kinase activity; 1-phosphatidylinositol-5-phosphate 4-kinase activity. NCBI's taxonomy places the organism in Eukaryota, Metazoa, Chordata, Actinopteri, Synbranchiformes, Synbranchidae.
CCUAUGCUCUGGGUGAAGUGCAACAGCGACGCCAUCUUGAGGAGAUACCGAACGCAGCGUUGGUUGGCGUUGACUGACAACAAUCUCGGGCACAUCAUGAUGGGAUUACUCACUUCUAAGCAAAACGGCAUCACACUAGUCUAGGGUUGCAGACGUUAAAGGGAAAGGAGAGGAGCUGUUCGGCAAGCACUCACUACUUCGGGUGUUUUUUUUUUGUGUGUGAGAGAGACUGCUAUAGCCUGAUGGCCGGCUAGCUGCUUUCCGGACGCCACCGCGGCCUGCUCGGGAGGAGGAAGGGUGGUGACGGCGCAAAAUGCUAUACCGCUGACUCCCAGCAAGACAGUUAUCCUACCCUGACGCUCACUGCGAGUUGGACGACAAGCACGAUGCACUUAUAGGUUUUUUUUUUUUUUUAGAGCGCUCUUAUAUUUCCAGUUUUUAGUUGUAUGUUGAACUACAGUAACUGUUAAGCGCCGUCUUGCGUACCCUGAAUUUCCAGCCUGAAACAUGGCAUCUAAUGUUAACUCCACCAGUGCAGCGCCCGUCAGCGCCAGCAAAACCAAGACGAAAAAGAAGCAUUUUAUAGGACAGAAAGUGAAACUAUUCCGUGCAAGCGAGCCCAUUCUCAGCGUUUUAAUGUGGGGUGUCAACCAUACGAUUAACGAGCUAAGUAAUGUGCCUGUACCAGUAAUGCUGAUGCCAGAUGACUUUAAAGCCUACAGUAAGAUCAAAGUGGACAACCACCUAUUUAACAAAGAAAACCUACCUAGUCGCUUUAAGUUCAAAGAGUACUGUCCCAUGGUGUUCAGGAACCUGAGGGAGAGAUUCUGCAUUGAUGACCAGGAUUACCAGAACUCUCUGACCAGGAGUGCCCCACUCAAUAGCGACUCGCAGGGUCGCUUCGGCAACCGCUUCUUGUCCAGCUAUGACCACCGCUUUGUAAUCAAAACCGUGUCCAGUGAGGACAUCGCUGAAAUGCACAACAUCCUAAAGAAAUACCACCAGUUUAUAGUGGAGUGUCAUGGCAACACGCUGCUCCCUCAGUUCCUGGGCAUGUACAGGCUAACAGUGGACGGGGUGGAGACCUACAUGGUGGUGACCCGCAAUGUAUUCAGCCAUCGCCUGACUGUACACCGCAAAUAUGACCUGAAGGGUUCGACAGUCUCCAGGGAAGCCAGUGACAAGGAAAAGGCUAAAGAACUUCCCACAUUUAAAGACAAUGACUUCUUAAAUGAAGGCCACAAGCUGCAGAUAGGAGAUGACAACAAGAAGUUCUUUUUGGAAAAGCUAAAACGGGACGUAGAGUUCCUGGCCACCCUGAAGAUCAUGGACUACAGUCUUCUGGUGGGUAUCCAUGACGUGGAGCGGGCAGAGCAGGAAGAGAUGGACGUGGAGGGUGCAGGAGAGGAAGAGGAGUACGAGAAUGAUGGAGUGGGUGGAGGCACGCUCACCGGCUCCUUCGGCACUCCGCCUGACAGCCCCGGAAACCCUCUUAACUGUGGAGGAUUCUUUGGCCCUGGGGAGUUUGACCCCUCUGUGGACGUUUACGCAAUCAAGAGCCAUGACAGUGUGGCGAAGAAGGAGAUAUACUUCAUGGCUAUCAUCGACAUCCUCACGCACUAUGACGCAAAGAAAAAAGCUGCACAUGCUGCCAAAACUGUGAAGCAUGGGGCGGGGGCUGAGAUCUCAACAGUGAACCCAGAGCAGUACUCCAAACGAUUCUACGAGUUCAUGUCCAACAUAUUAUCAUAGACUCAUCUCCCCUCGUCCAUUUCCCAGUCCAGUGACGCACUUAUUUCCCUUCUCCCUCGUCUCUUAGUGUAUGUCCAUUUCCCCCCUCCUUCAAAAUAAAAAAAAUUAAUAAAAAAAAA